AUGGGGAGAAGUUGCAGAGGCCCGAUGGGGAUGAUGAUGUCAGCGGCAAUGCUGCUGAUGAUGGUGUUGAUGGUGCCGCCGGCCGUAGAAGCGCAGGGGGCGGAGUGUGCGCAGGCGCUGAUUCCCUGCCAGAAUGAUUUAGGGGUGGCUAAGCCGUCGCAGAAGUGCUGCGACCAGCUGAGUGAGUCCGUGAAGAAUGAUCUGACCUGCCUGUGCUCGCUCCUCAACGACACGGAGGUGUUCAAGAGCUUAAACAUCAACAUCACCCAGGCGCUCGAGCUCCCCAAGAAUUGCGGCAUCACCUCCAAUGAGAGUGUCUGCAAAUCCACCACGACCGGUAAGGAAUGGAAAGAAAACGGGAAUCCCUUCGUUACUUGUCGUUGCUCUCCGUGAAGUGAUUUUAUCGUGGAGAAUGGUGCAGAUCCAGUGCGUGCCCGAUCUCUAUGUUUUUGGUGAUCCUCUCUCUUAGAUCUCAACAUAGGUGAACCAACCCCUUGGGUACAUCAGCCCCGGGAUUCACGAAAAUGGCGAGAUAUGCUUGCCUUAUCUUCCUCCGGGGGGGGGGGAGUUACGUUUUGAGACCGUCUUCUAGAGAUCGGACUCAUAUGGGCGGGGAAUCGCUCGAGGAAACAGAUCGAAAUCAUCGAUUCUCCUUGCUAUUGUGUCCUUCUUCACGGGAAAUGUUUUCGAAUAGAGAGAGAGAGAGAGAGAGAAGUGAUCCUCAUAUAUGUGAAUGGUGUUCCUUCUUCUUCUUAUUUUUUCAAGUCACGAACGAUAUUUCUACUCACUUCGCUUUCAACUGAACAUAAUUUUAUCCUCUUCUGAUUAGGUGCGGACUCUCCAUCUAAACCUCCUCCAGGUAACGACUCCCGCCCUCAUUUUCCAUUUCAGCGCCGGCUUCCCCUUGGAAUUUGUAUCCGUGAAUGAAUCCAUCGCGAUUAGCAUGCCUGUCGCCGUUCAUGUCUCUCGAGGCUCCGUAAAAUUCUCCAUCUCCGCCUGUUCUUGGUCGUAGCCGUUUUGGUAGACUUCUCGGGGGUGAAAUCCCCAUCUCUCACCUUAGCGUUCCGACUCUCUGAUUGCGACCUCCUUCUGGCCGUCGACCAGUCUUCGAUCCAGUGUCCGACGCCGUAGAACAAGAAACCUACGAAAAUACCGUCACCUGCCGGUCGAAUUCUCGUCGGUCGGAGUUCCAUAAAUGAACUACCGUAGUUUCUUGAUCAUUUCAUGACCUGCUUUCCAUCCAUCUCCAUUAAUGACCCGCACUCUUAAUGCUGCAGCUACCCCCGGCGGUGGCAAUGGCGCCCCAUCCCUGGUUCACACAGACGGCCCCGGCCUGAUGGGUCUACUGCUGCUCUGGUGGGCCAUCGCCGCCAUGGCUUAG
This is a messenger RNA of Spirodela intermedia, 1381 nucleotides long. Lineage: Eukaryota; Viridiplantae; Streptophyta; Magnoliopsida; Alismatales; Araceae. The record is from the annotation of a GenBank genome assembly.